Messenger RNA from Osmia bicornis bicornis, 3923 nucleotides. RefSeq names its product zinc finger matrin-type protein CG9776-like. The transcript has 9 exons. Bases 188 to 3871 code for a protein of 1227 amino acids. Gene Ontology annotation, biological process: positive regulation of DNA-templated transcription; negative regulation of DNA-templated transcription. Gene Ontology annotation, molecular function: zinc ion binding; nucleic acid binding. The record is from RefSeq and is a predicted model, not a curated record. Gene Ontology annotation, cellular component: nucleoplasm. NCBI's taxonomy places the organism in Eukaryota, Metazoa, Arthropoda, Insecta, Hymenoptera, Megachilidae.
AUGUACAUCAUCGAUAGUCGUAGUCGGCUUCUUCUAUUCGUUUUUGGAGCUGCGUAAUGUCGUGUCGAUUGAAUGACUUUGGCACUAAGUAAAGCCGAUUACUAUCAUUAUUUUGUAUCAGUACUUAUUCAAAACGGAGUACAAGAAUUACAAAACAUUCGUUGACGAAGAGUCGAAUUAUAGAAAAAUGGAGCAAGAUUCGAGACGUAAAGGACCAAGGAGCCCUAGUGCAGAUUCAGAAGAUUCAUCUCAUAGAAGGAGAUCAAGAAAGUACGAUAGAUCUCCUUCUCCAAGAAGAAGUAGAUAUCGCCGAUCUCGUUCUCGGGACAGAAGAUCGCGUUCAAGUUCAAGGGAUAGAAGAAGAAAAGAUUCCAGUCGUUCGCAACAAGAAUGGAAACAAUCGGCAUCUCAGACUCAGACUUCUACUCCUAACCCAGCCAAUCCUGGUGGCUACGUGCCACCAGUACAUAAUCAGUAUCAGGCACCUCCGCCUCCAAAUACCAGUCAACCGCCGCCACCUUUAUCGGCUUAUAACCAGGGGUACAGUACCUACAACUACAACUAUGGACAAGGCUAUGACUAUAGUUACCAGCAACCUACUAGUUACCGCAGUGAUUAUCCACCACCGAACUGGCAAGGGAACCAGGUAUCUUAUAAUAAUCAGCAGCCACCACCACCGCCUACGUUAACAUCCCAACAAGAAUCGUCAAGAGCAGUGGACAGUGGUUCUUCUGGAUUGGUAUCAUCUUUGGCAAGACCGGAGGAUGCCAGGAAAGAAGCAGCAAUCGCAGCUGAAGUAAAACAGCAGAAAGCAACGCUGGCUAAACAACGCGAAGAGUAUGUUAAGAAAUCUGCUACGUUGCAACGUGAGCUGGAAAUUUUACGUCAACAAUGCGAUGAAAUUGGUAAAGAGGGUGGACGGGAAAAUAAUCGCAUCAUUAAAGAAAAUCAGAAGUUGCAGAUUGAAAUACAAAAUAAAAUGAAGUCGAUACACAACGUUAUCGACAUGCUUACCGGAAUUAUAGGAGACAAAGCUACGGUAGACGAUCUUAAAAGCAAGUUUAAAUUAGAAAUUAACAAACGUUCACGAAGUCCUAAAGAAGAUUUUCCAAAAGGAAAAUCAGAGUCACCUGAUAGAUCGUCGGCAUCCGAUUCUGACAAGGAGUCCAAAAUCGAACGUGAGACGAAAGAGCGAAGGUCUCCUGAAGAUUCAAAACCUAUGUACAAUUUCGUACAUUAUGAUCCAGAAAUGCACUGGUGUAAAGUCUGCGAUAUAUUUCCUAAAACGGCAAAGGAAUAUUUGAAUCAUCUGCAUAGCAAUGAGCACAAAGAAGCAUGUUUAGAACGCAAGAUAGUUGAUAUGCCAUGGCAUGAGCGGAAUGGAGAGGGAACGGAAAAGGAAGUGCCCUAUUAUCCUGGACUGCCAACGAAAAGAACACCAAUUAAAGGUUUGCAGUUCUUCAGUGCUGCGACGGCAUGGUAUUGUAAACUUUGCGAUUCCUGGAUCGGCGAUCUCCAUUGCGCGAGUUUGCAUUUGAAAUCCAAACAGCAUUCAGAGAAUUAUUCUCGUUUUGUAGACCAGAAUCCUCAUUGGGAAACCGAUUGGAUGGCAGAUCGCGAGAAAGCUUUCUCCGAGGAGAAACACAAACAGAUCCAAAUGGAACUGCAGAAACAUAAAGAGGACGAUCCUCCGCCGAAGAAGAAGUCGAAGAAAAGCAAAAAGAAGUCGAAGAAAUCUAAGAAACGAAGGAACAGAAGCAGCGGUAGCGAUAGUUCCAGCGAAUCAGAAAAUUCCGACACCGAUUCUGAUCAAGACAUGUCCAAGAGUAUUCGUGUUGCUAUGCGUAAUAAAAUGAAAGCAUCGACUCAAGCGAUCCUCAACGAGGAAAUAGACUAUCAUCGAAUAAAACUGAAAGGUCAUUGGUCGAAAAUGGCACAGCAUUUGAAUCAGCCACCAACUCCUGAACCGCAAUCGGUAGAAACCGACGAGAGGCAAUUGUUAAAUUCUAUCAGAGAUAAACUGAAGGCAAAACAAGAAGAGGAGAUGAAAUCAAUCAGUAAUCGAAGAUUGAGCCAAGAGAAAACAAUUGAAGAGGAAGAAGAGGAGGAGGAAGAGGAAGAGGAAGAAGAACCAGAGCAAACUUCUUUCUCGAACAAAGUUAAAGCAGAGAGUUUAGAAGCUUGGGGGCCGAAAGAACCACCGAAGCCUUUUUGGAUAAAAAAGGAAGAAGAAAAGCCGCAACCAAUCGCCAAUAAACCAAUCGAACUACCGAAGCCGGAAGAAAUGCCAAAACCACACAUGGGAUUUUGGACGAAACAGCAGGUCAACAUGACCGUUAAGCCGCCCGAAAGUUGCAAAGCGAUGGAGAAAGAAGAUGAGAGAGAACGCGAGAGUGAGAGAUACAAGGACGAUCGCGAUAGAAAGUACGAGAGACGGGAGGAUAAAUACGAACGUUAUAACAGAUACGAAAGAAGACGUGGCCGGGAUAGAGACAGGGAUCGAGACAGAGAUAGGGACAGGGACAGGGACAGGGAUAGGGACAGGGAUCGUGACAGGGAAAGGGAGAGGGAUUACUAUGAUGAUCGAAGGAAACGAGACAGUAACGAUUCUCCGCGACGAGAAAGAAGUUGGCGCGACAGUCCAAAAAGAAAUUACGAUAAAUACGGUAAAGAUAGAAGAGACGACAAUUCCUCCAACGACGAGUCAAAAUUUGAAAAGAAAACAAACGAGUCCGCGUCCAAGUCCAAGAAGGGUAGUAUGCCUAGUAAAAAGUCAGCACCUCAGGUAUCUAAAGGCAAGUUACCCUUUAUUGGUAGAUUACCGUUGUUUAAGAAAAAAACAGAAGAGCCGAAGUUGCCUGAAAAGGAUAUCACCCCUCUCCCGUACCAGCAAAGUAAAUUCGAGGAUACACCAAAAGUUCCCAAUGAAAUCAUCAAUCCCCCAGGUGUCGUUCAUAUCACUAAACUUGCCACUCCGCUAAAUCUUGGUAAUAACAGCAACAGUACUAAUACCAACAAUAGCGCCGCUAACAGUGGUAACACCAGCAUUCCACCUGUUCAAAACAAUAAAAAUCAGUCGAUGAAGAUAUUAGUAGCUCCGCCACCGCCAGUAUUGAACGAAACAAAGCCGACGCAACAAGUAGUCGAUAUGGAGAUCGAAGAUCAAUCCGAGGAGACGGUGAUCGAGGAGCCGAUAAUAGAACAGCAAAAGCAGGGUGUAUCUAAAUUACCUCUGCCUCCUCAUCCUCCACCACCGUUAAACAGACCACCGCCAUCUUUCUCGGCUCAACCGUCGCAGCAACAGCAAUCCCCUCAACAAUCUGUCCAAACCAGACCACAAUUCCCUACAAACCGACCACCGCCACCGUUCUUGUCUAAUCCACCACCGUUCGUUCAAAGUCAGCCACGAUUCUCUCCUCAUCAACCGGUACGUCCACCAGUACAGACUCAUCCUCCUUAUAUGACAAACCCUCCGCCCCAAAUGCCCACUGUUCCUCCUUUCGUACAGAAUCAUCAGAAUCCACCCCCGCCUCCGUUACCAACCGUGGAAGGUGCGACAGCGGAUAUCGCUGAGAUACCAGAACCUACCGAGAAACGAACUGAUCCCAGCAUUCCUUUGCCCGAUGACCUGCAAGAAGCUCUGAACAUUAUUUUCCCCAAAGAAGAAACGGAAACUAAGCAGCAAAACAGCCAAGAAACAAAUAUCAUGUAUUCGUCUAUGUAUAGUAUGUUAGGGUGCGUUGGUUACGGGCCAGAAUAUAUGGAUCAACCACCACCGGAGAUCACGCAAGCUGAAAGCGAGGUGGAUACUCAACCUGGACCAGAUGAUUUAAAGAUGUUAGGUAUUGACGAAGGAGAUACAAUCCUGUAAAAUUUUUUUAUAGAAUCACUUAUGUUGACUAAAAUUGUCCCUUUUGAUAAGA